AUGGCAUGGCUCGCCUUAUUCUCGAGGGGCUGCUUGAACAUUGAUCACUCAGAGGUCCCCAAGGCACCAGUAUCUUGGUAUGGGGUGGCAGCUGUGAGUGCCUCUGCUGCAGAAUCAUUUGUUCUUUUGUUUGUAUUAACAUCAACGGCAAGCUUUUCGAGAAUAUUCGCUCGUGGUCGAAGCAAGGCUAAAGUCUUCCCUGGGUUAGACUCUGUUCCCCAGGGAUUCCAGAAGCACUAG
This is a messenger RNA of Penicillium vulpinum, 240 nucleotides long. RefSeq lists its product as uncharacterized. NCBI's taxonomy places the organism in Eukaryota, Fungi, Ascomycota, Eurotiomycetes, Eurotiales, Aspergillaceae. The coding region runs from base 1 to 240 and encodes 79 amino acids. The record is from RefSeq and is a predicted model, not a curated record. The transcript has a single exon.